AUGGUUAAUUUUUCAAACGAAGAAGUUGAAGUUGUUGUGGUUGGUGCAGGUCCAUCGGGUAUAGCUGUUUCAGCUUGCUUGAACAAAUUUGGCAUCAAACAUGUUGUAUUAGAAAAAGAAGAUUGUGUUGGCUAUUUGUGGAAGAAAAAGACUUAUAAUAGACUUCACUUGCAUCUAUCUAAAGAUUUUUGCUCAUUGCCUUUUAUGCCACAUGCAGCUUCAGCACCAAAGUAUAUGCCUAAAAAUGAAUUUAUUCAAUAUUUAGAUGAGUAUGUUGAGAAAUUCAACAUCAAACCAAAAUUCCAUACUUGUGUUGAAAUUGCCCUUUUCAACAAUGAGGAUAAGAAAUGGAAUGUGAAAUCAAGAAAUGUGGCUAGUGGAGAAAUGGAACUAUAUGCAUGUGAUUUCUUGAUUUUGGCGACUGGCGAAAACAAUGAAGGCCAUAUUCCAAAAGUGUUGGGCCUUGAAAAUUUCAAAGGUGAAAUAAUCCAUUCAAGUGAAUAUAAAUCAGGAGAAAAGUAUGAAGAAAAAAAAGUUUUAGUUGUUGGAUCUGGCAACUCUGGCAUGGAAAUUGCUUUUGAUCUUUCAAAUUAUGGAAUUCACACAUCAAUUGUUGUUAGAAGCCCAAUUCAUGUUGUAACAAAGGAGAUGGUGCAUAUUGGAAUGUUGAUGCUAAAAUAUCUACCAAUAUCUUUGGUUGAUACUAUGAUUGUAAAGUUUGCUAGGUAUAAGUUUGGAAAUUUGGCUGAAUUUGGAAUACCACAACCAGAAGAAGGCCCUUUUUCUGUUAAGAUCUCAAAAGGUACUUCCCCAGUAAUUGACGUUGGUGCCAUUGACAAGAUCAAGCUUGGAGAGAUUAAGGUACUUCCUGAAAUAUCAGAAAUAAAAGAGUAUACAGUAAUGUUUGAGAAUGGAGAAGAACAUCUAUUUGAUGCAAUCAUUUUUGCUACCGGAUACAAGAAUGUUGCUACAAAAUGGCUAAAGGAUUAUGGCUCUAUAUUUGUUGAAGAUGGAAGGUUGAUAAAUGAAUUUCCAAAUCAUUGGAAAGGAGAUAAUGGGCUUUACUGUGCUGGAUUUUCAAAAAGAGGAAUUGCUGGUAUAUCAAUGGAUGCUAUAGCUAUUGUCGACAAUAUCAAGACUGUCAUAGGAGACAAAAUCUCAAAAUCUAGAGAUUUUCUUUCUUAUUAA
Solanum dulcamara is the source of this 1188-nucleotide messenger RNA. Its product is annotated as probable indole-3-pyruvate monooxygenase YUCCA10. The transcript is spliced from 4 exons. Gene Ontology annotation, molecular function: flavin adenine dinucleotide binding; NADP binding; N,N-dimethylaniline monooxygenase activity. Lineage: Eukaryota; Viridiplantae; Streptophyta; Magnoliopsida; Solanales; Solanaceae. Bases 1 to 1188 code for a protein of 395 amino acids. The record is from RefSeq and is a predicted model, not a curated record.